CGCUCGGCGAUACGCGAGCUUCACGAGCGAGCAGUUCGCUGUCGCUAUCGAUUUCAAGGUCCGCGCUUCCGAAACUCGAUACAUUGAUCCCACCGCGAAGUGGAAAAAAAAAUACGCGUGCAAGCGUGUGACAGGAUGUACUGCUGACUGCGGUCCGUCGAAAUCACCGAAAAACCGGGACAAUCCGGAAGGAAUCAAAACAGAAGAGAGACUAACAAAAGUCGGUCAGAGUGAUGAUAUCGCAGUGUGGCGAGGCCAUCACAAUCGAAUUUAUUCGCGAAUUAAAAGUCUCGACGCGAAAGCCAGAGCUUUCUUUAACAUUUCACUGAAAGUUUCUGUAUCUUCAAACAAACAUUUAAUUAUUGAAACCAAUAAGUGAAUUAGCCAAAAAGAAGACUGCCCAGGCAGUCCGGCGACGUGAAAUAGUUUGUGCUCGAGUAACAAGUUUUAUGAGACGCGAACAGAUUCGGUGAUAAAUCAAGAUAGAGAUUUAAAUGGUGACAAAAGUUAAAAUACAACUGCGAAUGAUAAAGUCUCUGUUUACAAUGUAGAUAGAUCGAUAAUUGAGAAGGAGAUGAUUAAUUGUAAUUCGCUUUAUAUCUCGAUCUCGAAAGUUUAAAGACAGAUUGAGUGACGACAUGAGAAGCCUAACGCAGGAUGCAGCAUCGAUCUAUCGACUCCCAAGAUUGAAUUAUCAAGACGAGCGAUCGCGCAUAUAAGACGUGAAAUAUUAUUAGUGAAAGUCGCCCGCGCCUGUACAGUUUGAGGAUUAAGACUAACGCACGAUUCUUCUCAAGAAUCGCGUGAAGGGGUAAAGAAGGUCAGACGAAAGGAAAGACCAGAAGAUCUUCAUCUGACAGGAGAAAGGGAGAAAUAAUUGAGCGCAAAAAUGAGACGGACGGUCUCGAAUUUGGCGUUCAAAUUUCCGCAUUUCGAUAUCGCGAGAAUUUCCUGACGAACGGCAGACAAUUUAAAAAAUCGAGCAUCUCGGGAAUGAAAAGUUGUGCGUCAUUGUUCUGUUUACCGGACCUACUCAAGCGCUGAUUGCACUGAAAGAAGUCGAAGAAAUUGAAGUUACUCGCCGAGAGAAAGGUUCCGAAGAAGAUACGCGUGAACAAACAGAUACACGCGAAGCAGGAAGUUCCUCGAAAGCUAUUAGGAGCGAAAAGAUUUCUGGAACGAUUGAAUAUUUUAUAAAACUGUACUUUUGUAGCGAGACUUCGUCUGCUUUACGUUGCAUUAAAAUUAAAAAAAAUUUUUUUUUAAACAGAAAUUUCUCAUUAUUAGCUUAUGUAAAGAUAUUUUAAACGUGUUAUAUGCAACACUCUCAGUAAAAAUUUAGCAAAAAAAGAAUGAAAUAUUGAAGUUGCCUAAAUAUAAAACGCACGGAGUAAAAGUACAAUAAAAAGCAAUUCUUCUGUUCGAUACAUCUUUGUGCAAUUUUCAUAGCUUUUCGGUGAAAGCAGUCGAGCAUAAAACUUUAAUACGUUAUAUAUUGUUUCAAAUACUUUUGGUGUUCAAACAGAUAUCGGAAGUUUGGGUUUCCAUUAUAUAAGUUUGCAUAAUCAAAACUUACCACGCGCAGAAGCAUCAAAAGAAAGUGAAGUUAAUCAAUAUCGAUAAAACUGUUUCGUUGCAAAAUAAAUCAUUCCUAUUUCUUCGGAUAAAAGAAAAGAUCAGAACAAUUAUUCACGGUCAAUCCUUCAUUCAAAAAUCAAAAGAAUCUGUGGAAGAGUCUUUUCAUAAAAUUCCGUAACACGGAGAUUAUUCUGAAGAAUUCCAGCAGCAAUUUUGACAACGCAACCGCAACAAAACACGCACAGAAGAAGAGAUUAUCUCUGAAACUGUACAAUUUUUAACUAAACGCUUCUUGGAAGCGAAUAAAGAUUAAAAGAAACAAGCUUGUCUGCCGCAAGCUACGGCAGAUUUUAGAGCAAUUUAUCACAGACAUUCAAAUUUCGGUUUUUCUUCUCGGUAGUGAAAUAAAAUGAUAAUUAGUCUGACAACCUUCGUUAUUCUCAUUUAAAGACCGCGUGUGCUUAACUCUGGAACACACGUCUCAACUCUAUCAGUGCGUUCGAGACAUAAUUCUUGUAAGUGCAAAAAAGUACAAAGCAGAGGAUAUGCGAGAAUUCACAACGACGAGACCGACCAGCGAUCGAAUGUAACAAGAAAGGGUGAUUAUUCGUGGAUAAAGAACGGCUCGCUAUUUACCGUGAAUUGGAGCGUAAGGGAUUUUUUAUUCCUACCGGAUCUCAUCUCGAUUAUCCGACCGGAAACGCUUCAAAGAAAAUACGGAUAUUUGCGUGUCGCGGCGUUUCUCGCUUUGUCGAUGCGCAAAAGAGUUCGUGACGAAAGCGCGCAAUCGUGUGUAACGAGGACUGUCCGCGAUAAAAGAAUAAUGCCAGGCCACGAAGCGAGUGUUCCUCUUCAAUGAAGGGUUGAUUGUGCGUUGGUACGCUAUCGCCGUGACAUACGCGUGCGAGGGAAGAAAGAGAACUGUUUCGCAGAUCGAUAACGGACAAUAUCGCGAGGAUGGCGCAUAUCGCGCAUCGACUCGCUCUCCUCGUGGGGUGUUCUCUGCUGAUCGAGCCCGUGCUAGGAUACAACAUCCUGAUGGCCACCAUGGGUGGUACCAAAUCCCACACAGUGCCUUUCAUCGCCCUUGGUACGAAUCUGAGGUCGCGAGGGCAUAAUGUCACAUUACUGAGCGCUUUCUCCGGUCCUGCGGCAAAUAAUGGUCUUCAUGAACUUGUACCGUCGAUUCUCGAGGCUUACGUCGAGAAUUUCACAUCCGAGUGGGACCUGGUGGGCGCCAGAUUCCGGAACGAGCUUCCGGUUUCGCCGUGGGACGUCAUGAGAUACGCUUGGGAGUCCUGCGAGUCUCUGUUGCGCGACACGCCGUCGAUCGUCGGCUUAAGAAGACCGGAUGGCGAUCCGCAUGCUCGAUGGGACGUCGCGGUGGUCGACGGCGCUUACCCCGAAUGCCUGCUGGGGAUUCUUCACGGCGAAAACGUGCCGACGAUUAUGCUGAACACGGUGGCACUAUAUAGCGGGUCUCUUAUGCGACAAGGCAAUCCAUCACCGUGGUCCGUGACGCCGUAUUUCGGUAAAACGAUUACGCAAGACAUGAAUUUUUUUCAAAGAAUCUUAAACGUGGCGUGUCUGUUCACUCUAAGGAUUAUGCAUUGGUUCACACUUUCCUUCCAUCUUCAACCGGUUCUUCAAAAAUAUCUCGGUAAUCAUAUACCCGCUGAUUUGCACAGUCUGACGAGGGAGGUCCCCUUAACUUUGCAGAACAGUCAUUAUGGCGUGGGCGAUUCUGUACCUUAUUUAUCGAACGUCAUAAACGUGGCGUGCCUCCAUUGCAGACCAGCGAUGCAAUUAAGCUCCGAUUUGGAGUCCUUCCUGCGACGCGGCUUCGUGUUUGUUUCGAUGGGAUCGUCAGUGCGGGCUUCCGGAAUGCCGGAGGCGCUACGGCAGAUCUUCGUUGCGGUCUUUUCUACGCUGCCGUACAAUGUUGUCUGGAAGUGGGAGAGUGGUAAGAUCAAAGAUCUGCCGGCGAAUGUGAGGACGGCUGCCUGGUGGCCGCAGCAGGAGUUGCUCGGGCAUUCCAAGCUGCGUGCCUUCGUUUCUCACGGUGGACUGUUAUCCCUGCACGAAGCAGCUUAUCAUGGAGCACCGACUCUGGUUCUGCCGGUCUUCUGCGAUCACGACGGAAACGCAGCGCAAGCUGAAAAAUUGGGUUACGCUUUGGUAAUGGACUUGGCUGGUAUAACCAUCAAUACACUUCGUGAAGGUAUACUUAAAGUGGCCGCAAAUCGCAAUAACUCGUACAGAGAAGCAGCUAAGAAGAGAAGCGUGUUGCUGCGCGAUCUGCCGAUUGGCCCCACAGAAUUGGCUACAUGGUGGGUAGAACAUGUUGCCAAGCAUAGGGGAGCAGAUCAUUUGAAAAGUUCUAUGAGGCAUAUGAACGUGGUUCAUUAUUACAGCAUAGACGUCGCAAUAUUUUAUAUACUGAGUUUAGUCCUAGUAAUUUACGGACUUAAGAAAUUAUGCUGGCGAGCGGUAAUUAACCAAGAUGCCUUUAAAAAAAAAAUGGACUGAUCGAGAAUUUCGUAGAGUCCAUCGCCAAAUCUAUUUUAUUUAUUAUUGUGUAUAAGACAUGAUCUAUUAAUAUUAAAUAUGUUUACGCGUGAAAAUGGAGAUUACAGAAGCCGAAAGAAAGCCUCGUGAUUUUUUGUGAAAAUCUUUCGAUUGGCACAUACACAUAAAGCUUCUUAAAGAUCUCUAAUAUAUUUUUACAAACUUUAACUAUAAGUAGUAAUUAUAAGUA
This is a messenger RNA of Linepithema humile (Argentine ant), 4336 nucleotides long. It is a transcript of the gene Ugt50B3, whose product is annotated as UDP-glucosyltransferase 2-like. The record is from RefSeq and is a predicted model, not a curated record. Gene Ontology annotation, molecular function: UDP-glycosyltransferase activity. NCBI's taxonomy places the organism in Eukaryota, Metazoa, Arthropoda, Insecta, Hymenoptera, Formicidae.